Messenger RNA from Metarhizium album ARSEF 1941, 2964 nucleotides. RefSeq lists its product as uncharacterized. The record is from RefSeq and is a predicted model, not a curated record. Gene Ontology annotation, biological process: DNA-templated transcription; regulation of DNA-templated transcription. Gene Ontology annotation, molecular function: DNA-binding transcription factor activity, RNA polymerase II-specific; zinc ion binding; DNA binding. The transcript is spliced from 2 exons. The coding region runs from base 1 to 2964 and encodes 987 amino acids. Lineage: Eukaryota; Fungi; Ascomycota; Sordariomycetes; Hypocreales; Clavicipitaceae.
AUGACCUCGCUGCUCAACAAGACGGAUUCCGGUCCUCCGCCGCCUCGCCAGAUCCGUUUUGUUAACAAUCAAGGCCAGCCGCCGUCCAAGCGCCGCAGAAUCAAUGCUGCUUGCCUGACUUGUCGACGACGGAAAACGAGAUGCGCCGGUGAGCGACCUCUCUGUUCGACAUGCACAAAAAAUGGACAUCAGUGUCAAGGAUAUCUCGAAGAAGGCCGAAAAGAUAUCCCUGUCGAACCACUUGACACUAAGCUGGCCCCCGAAGACGACGACAAUGCAUUACAUAACAUUCCAACCGAGGAGGACGGCAGGAAGUUGAUGCCCAGGAAAUUCAAUGCUACAGCCACGCCGCCAGCUGCCAACAAAGUCGCCAACGUUCAUGGCCGUGAAGCAAAGAAACGUGGUUCCGUAUCCCCAUAUUGCCAAGCUACUACUGCCCGCACCGAACUUGGUAAUCUGAAGCCUCUAUUCUCUCAGACACAGCAUGCGUCACACCCUUCGGCCGGCUCGGACGACAUCCCAGCCUCGCCAACUUUGCGCCGCAACUACAACCAUCGAGUCCCAUAUUUUCGAUAUUUUGGCCCGACUGCAAUUGUACCCGGGUUCAAGCAAAUGGUCGUGUCUGUUAGGGACAGGCGCCGGUCUACAGGCGGAUCACAAUCCGCAGCAUCGCCAGUGUCAAACCCGAGUAUCCGUGGUGGAAGCAGUAUCGCCGUGGGUAGUGAUGUUGCCGUGGAGGAUAUGCCGCUUUAUGACCCCAGCAGCCACCUACCCGUCAAUCCACUCAUUCUGUCUCUGGUCAGAAUCUUCUUUCAGCAUCUGGGCUGCAACUAUCCUUUUCUUAAGCAAUCCAAGUUUCUCCAAAUGAUGAUGGACAAGAGAGUCGAGCCCAUACUUGUGGAUGCCAUAUGCGCCAUUGGGGCCAGGUUCUGUGACAUUCGUCAACUGACUGGCGGCAACGACAAAAUGCCCAGGACAGAGAGGGGACAGGUUUUCGCACAACGAGCUAAACAAGCCACUGUCGAGACGUUUCCAUGUCCCUCCGUCGGAGCAGUCCAAGCAUUGCUUCUGAUGGCCUACGAAGGCUUCGGCGCCAACCAGGACAGCGCGUUGUGGAUGUAUCUCGGUCUUGCCAUUCGCAUGGCUGUUGAUUUGGGCUUGCAAAAGAGGGUCGGCAUCCAAUAUCAAGGUGAGAAAGAUCCGUGGUACACGAGACACAGAAGCCGGGGAAUUGGAGAUUCCGAAAGUCCCGAGGAUAGGAAGACGAGUGACCCUGAUACUCUGAGUCUUGAAGAGCAGAGGGAAGUAGAACAAGAACGCAUCGACACGUUUUGGGCAGUCUUCUUCCUCGACAGGGUCAUAUCCUCCGGUACUGGUCGUCCAGUAACGUUUCGGGACGACGAUUUCGAGCUGCCCUUUCCAGCCCCUAGGGUCGACCCUGCAACUGGGUGGCCGGUGCUCUUCCCCGUGCUUCUGGAAAUCAUCCAUUUGUACGGACGAGUGUCUGAUAUCCUAAACAACAUCCGCGGUGUUCGCGACCUUACCGAGGAAAAAUGGUGCAAGCUUACAACAAUGGAACACGAGGUUACCAAAAUGUACAAACAAUGGGAUGCCCGGCUGCAGUUCAAUGUCAGCAACUUCAAAGUCUACUUAAACAAUGGACAAGGGUCGACCUUCAUACUUCUGCAUUUUUGGUUCCAUGCCCUGUUGAUUGUACUUCACCAGCCUACACUGCUUACACCCUUUGGGGAUCUGCGAACCGAGCACCAACUCCUUCCUGACAGCCGCGAGCUGAGCAGAAGCAGUGCGAAAACGAUUUGCGACAUCUUGUCAUUUGCCGAUCUCAUAGAUCCAAUAAGUUUUAUUGGUAACCCGUUUACCAGCCAGCCAAUUUAUAUCGCUGCGUGUGCCUUUCUCAUGGAAUCAAGUGCCAAUGCGUCCCAAAGUCCGUCGAGGGAAGGUUCUCCUCCAGCAACGACGAAGCGUCCAGCCGCCAAGCAGUCAAAGGCGACCAAUUCGAAGCACUCCAGACACUCGCUUCUCGCUUCUGCAGCAAACCAGAAUUAUCAGCGGUGCUAUAAUUCCUUGCAGCAGAUGCAUGCGUACUGGGGAGGCGUUAAAUACAUUCUUACAGCCCUGGACCAGAAGGCCAAAGGUAUAUGGGACUGCGAGACUUACACCUCCGAGGAGUACGAAAGCACAAAGUUGCCGCCCAUUCAGACGUCUCCGAAAAUUGGUGGGCCGCCCAUUGCUUGGAGCUUGGCUGGCGCGGCGAACUCACCUAGCUCAAAUCUGACUUUGAUGUAUCAAAAUCCAAAUGGUCACCUCGGCAGUCAUGCUACGCAUGCACAUGCUCCAGGCAUUCAGCAGCAACGUCAAGCAAGCACACCCCCCGGAAAUAUGCUCUACGACCCCAUCAGGCAAAGCAUGCCCGUCGAACAUGGUAGUAUGUGCCCGCCGGCCGUCCCACCAUCAAAUCUAGCUGGGCAAACAACCUCUCCUCGCUGGACUCGGACAAGGCGACCUUCUACUCUGUCCAACGCAGCCAGCCAGAGCCAAGCUGCGAGGGGCAACACCGGUUUCUCCGAACCCGGGGCCGAAGGAUCAAAAGUUUAUAUGUCGUCCGGGUUUACUCCUGCUAGUCAACAUUCUGCCGGCUAUGAAGGAUAUAAUGCGUCGCCGACGAACAAUUUGGCUGACGAUAAUUUCCAAGGGCGCGGCGGGGGCACAGCGAACAGUAGCGCAUGUUACGGACAGAACAUGCCAUAUCAAUCUUCCUUGGCAGUCGGGGCCGAAUGCAUGGAUGGCAUUACAUUCGACAGCCAAGACAUUGAUAUUGGUGCCUUGGGCUUACAACAAACGGGUCUCAUGAGUGGAUGGCUCGAAUGUAUGCCCACCGAUGUCCUCAGCCUUUUCGAGAAUCAUGACAUGAAUAACGGGCAAGGGAGUCAGACUGGUCACUAA